Molecule: messenger RNA, 1334 nt
Organism: Chelonoidis abingdonii (Abingdon island giant tortoise)
Lineage: Eukaryota; Metazoa; Chordata; Testudines; Testudinidae
Source: RefSeq, a predicted model, not a curated record
CAUCUCUCUAAGGGUGUCGAUUCUGGAGCUUAAAAAAAAAGGGGGGGUGGAGGGGAACGGAUGUGCCUCAGCAAAGGGAAGGAGGGCUGCGCUGCUGCGGGGGACUCGGAUGCACAGAUUGAAAAGCGAAAACUCAGGCAGUAAUUCCAUCGGGGUAUAUAUCUUUCCACUCCCCAGUAAAACAUUUGUCUAGUAAACAUAAGAAACACAAGCUCUGAGUUUCCUGGACCACGUCAACACAGAUGGGAGCAAUCCGGGGACGGGCCUGUCAGCUUUCACUCUGCACAGGAAGGCUCACCGAAGAGAACUCAUUGAUGAUGCUUUCCCAAAAAAGAUCUGCACGUCUGUUUAAAUGCUUCACGUAAACUGAGAUGCGGUAUCAGGAACUAUAGCUGGGCUGCUGCUGGAGGGGCACGCAGAAUGGCUAGAUUGAAGGUUUCCAUCCACAGAACAGGCUCCAUCCAGUAGGCUGCAAAGGCCCUAGGGGGGCGUGUCGACAGUCACCGGCAUCUGGGAGGACAGGCGAGCAGAGGUGGGCCAGCAGGGAACAUACAAGCUGCCCAUGCCGACUGUGUAUGAAGCUGGGAAGCAGUACAUGGGACCUGAGUCCACAGAGAGACCCCUUUCGAUGUCCCGGCAUGAGACCUCUCCGACAACGAUGCAACCGGCUGGCAACCACCGCCCCAAUGCCUGCUGCUUCUGCUGGUGCUGCUGCUGCAGCUGCUCGUGGAACGAAGAUCGGGAGCGAGCGUGGCGGGCUUCUCGAGACACCAAACUGGAGACCAUUCCAAACUGUGAAGCUUGCCUCAAGCCAACUCCCGACGAAGUGCAGGGCUGGGCCCAGUCGUUCGACAAGCUGAUGAAGAACCCAGCGGGCAGGAACGUGUUCCGGGAAUUCUUACGGACUGAGUACAGCGAGGAAAACAUGCUCUUUUGGUUAGCAUGUGAGGAACUCAAAAACGAGUGCAACAAGCACACCAUCGACGAGAAGGCCAGGAUGAUCUACGAGGACUACAUCUCCAUCCUCUCACCCAAAGAGGUGAGCCUGGAUUCCCGAGUGCGCGAAGUCAUCAACAAGAAGAUGCAGGAGCCUUCGACGCACACCUUUGACGAUGCGCAGCUACAGAUCUACACCCUCAUGCACAGAGACUCCUAUCCCCGCUUCCUGAACUCUGCCAUAUACAAAGCGCUGCUGCAAAGCGUCUCGCGGUCGUCCUCGGAGUCCUAAGCACCUGCCACCCUCGGCCCAUGGCAACGCCACAAACAGUUUUUUGUACACUGGUGUCGGGGGGGAUCCCUGAGCUCUGGCUCUGUCUGGGGCAGGUGGGGAGGCC